CAGAAUUGAUUGGUGAAGCUAUUAAGAAUAAACCAGGGUUCAUUGAAUUACGUAAGAUAGAGACAGCACGAGAAAUUGCAUCAAUUUUAUCGCGAUCACAAAACAGACUUUUAUUGGAUUCUGAAACUUUAUUGCUUAAUGUUUCUGAUGUUUCAAAGUAA
Messenger RNA from Racocetra fulgida, 161 nucleotides. NCBI's taxonomy places the organism in Eukaryota, Fungi, Glomeromycota, Glomeromycetes, Diversisporales, Gigasporaceae. The record is from the annotation of a GenBank genome assembly.